This is a messenger RNA of Phyllopteryx taeniolatus (common seadragon), 6336 nucleotides long. Its product is annotated as SLIT and NTRK-like protein 3. Bases 1364 to 4108 code for a protein of 914 amino acids. Gene Ontology annotation, cellular component: GABA-ergic synapse; postsynaptic density membrane. Lineage: Eukaryota; Metazoa; Chordata; Actinopteri; Syngnathiformes; Syngnathidae. Gene Ontology annotation, molecular function: protein binding. The transcript is spliced from 6 exons. Gene Ontology annotation, biological process: positive regulation of synapse assembly; axonogenesis; regulation of presynapse assembly. The record is from RefSeq and is a predicted model, not a curated record.
ACCCCGCCCCUGAAAAAAAAUGAAAAAGCACAUUAUACAAUUUGAUCUGCAGGUGAAACGGGCGCACGUGUUUGCCUUUUGUUGUUUGCGUUUUCAAAGUCAGUGCAGCGGUUUAAACGAUAAGCCAACGUGAUGUGAAACAACAACUGCUAAAACAACUAAAGGACUUCAUCAGGGGCAAGACGUGGACAGUGGUAAACUGGCUAAGUGAAUCUCCAGACUUAAACCCUACAGAGAAUAUUUUUUUACCUACAAUAGAGGAGUUUUGAAAGGCGUAACCCCCAAAACAAUCCAUCCAUCCACGCAUUAUCCAUCCAUCAACCACAUCCAAAAUCCAUAUCCAUCCAUGUCCAUCCAUUGCACAUAUGGACAAUUUAAGAAUCUUCAGUGAACUCAACAGGAAGCCGGACUACCCAGAAAAAACCCACUCAAGCACGGGGAGAACAUGCAAACUAAUCACAAGGCCAGAGCAGAGAUUCGAACCCCGAACCGCAGAACUGUGAAGCACGCGUGCUAAUCACUAGUUCACCGUUCCCCCCACCCAGCAAUAGAAUGUCCAUUUUUCCACACAUUCUCUUUAACAUUGGUCAAACUCGGCAUUUUACAUGCUUUCGGCGUUCGACCUUGGACUUACAUGCAAUGGUGCCUUGAGAAACGAGUGACCCGACUUAAUAACAAACUUGUCUAACUAAACAUAAACCAAAGACAACUAAAUGCGUCUAUGUGUUUGAAACAACCACAUAGCCUCCUCUACCUUAAUGCUAACAUACAAUGAGUAACUCCAAAGGCACACGGGCUAACAAAUUAGCAUCUAUGCGGUAUCUGAAAACAAAUGGUGCAGCAACACAUGCACACAGAUAAUAUAAUACUCACAGGCAUAUAUUCUUUAUCCUCUGUGAAGAAUGACUAAUAUCACUGCAGUACUGAGAAGCCGAGAGAGGAGAUGAGUCUUCAGUACAGUCGUACCCGUAUGUCUGUCUAUAAUACCAGGUAUAAUCGGGCUCUGGUUUGACGACGCAAGCGUGUUUUGUCAAAAAUCUCACAGAUGUCAUGCCAUAUGUCCGAUUAGCCUGCUCGGGCUUCGUUACUCCAGUCGCUCCCAAUACACCCCACACACCCCCCUCCCCGCAGGCCCCAGGGCGUCUCGCUCUUUGUGAUCUUACAUGCAUUGUGCGCUUCGGUAUGCUCGUGACGCAUCAUCGAUCUGAUUCAUCCCGAGCUGCCUCGCUCUGCUGUUUGCCCUCUUUUAACUGUGUUUGUGUCCUUGUCGCGCUGGAUGCGGCGUACGGACGUCAGUGAGGGGCCGACGCCGGGCCGCCGCCCCGGGCUGCUGAGCUGAGCUGGGAGAAGUGGUGCGGCGAGGAUGCAGUGGGUCACCCUGGCCGUGGCCCUGGGGUUCGCGGCGGCGGGUCUGGCCCGAGCAUCGCACAGCGGACCCACCCCCACCCCCACCUCCACGCACACGCCCCUGGUGGACAACUCUGAGGAGGAAGUGGACGAGCCCUGCUUCGAGCCGUGCGCGUGCGAGGUCAAAGAAGGCGUGCUGCACGUACAUUGCGAUGGCCGGGGCUUCACCAACGGCAGCCAGGUGUCACAGUCGUGGGUCCGCCCUUUCAAACUCAACCUCCAGAGGAACUCGCUGAGGCGUCUCUAUAGCAACGGGUUCCAGCACCUUGGCAACGCGGUGUCGAUAAACCUGGGCAACAACGCUCUGCAGGACAUCCGGGUGGGCGCCUUCCACGGCCUGGCCAAGCUGCGACGCCUCUACCUCCACGAGAACAAGCUGGAGGUCUUCAGGAAUGACACCUUUGCCGGCUUGGAGGCUCUGGAGUACCUCCAGGCCGACUACAAUGUGAUUAAACGCAUCGACAGCGGCGCUCUGAGGUUCCUGUACAAGCUGCGGGUUCUGAUCCUCAACGACAACCUGAUCCCCGUCUUGCCUGCUCAUCUCUUCAGAUCUGUGUCGCUGACUCAUCUGGACCUGCGGGGAAACCGUCUAAAGAGUCUGGCGUACGCCGGGACCCUGGAAUACGUGGGGCGCUCCCUCAUGGAGAUCCAGCUGGAGGAGAAUCCCUGGAACUGUGGCUGCGAGGCGGUGCAGCUGCAGCAGUGGCUGGGUCAGAUCCCCUACACUGCGGUGGUGGGGGACGUUACCUGCGAGUAUCCCUUCCACCUUCACGGCAAGGACUUGAGGGAGAUCCCUCGCAAGGAGCUUUGCACUGAGCUCCCAGAUAAAGACCUGCAAGCGGAAGGCGGUAGAGCCUCGGGGGGCACGCAGCCUCAAGACUUGCCCCCUAAUUCCAAGCCCAACCCCCACCCGGGGCGGGUUAGACCGACCAAACCCUCCUCCAUGGUGCACGGCUCCCGUCAAAACACUCACACUUCGUCCACGUCCUCGUCCUCUUCUUCCGCUGAGCGCAGGGACCGCGACCGGCCCCCGCGGCCCACCAAGAAGCCUCGCCCCUCCAGGACAUCACCCACGUCACGCAGCCCCAACCAGAAUCCCCCCGUGGCGGGUUACCAGACCCGGCCGCCCAUCCCCAUCAUCUGUCCGCUGGGCUGCACCUGCAACCUGCACAUUACCGACCUGGGCCUGACCGUCAACUGCAAGGAGAACGGCUUCCUCAACGUGUCGCAGUUGACGCCGCGACCGCUCAACGGACGCAAGCUGUACCUGAGCGGGAACUUGAUCCAGAGAAUCUACCGUACCGACUUCUGGAACUUUUCUAGUCUGGACCUGCUGCACCUGGGGAGCAACCGCAUCUCCUACCUAGAGGAGGGGGCCUUCUCCAGCCUGACUAGCCUGAGGAGCCUCUACCUGAACGGGAACAACCUGGAGAGGCUCAGCCCCGACAUGUUCCUGGGGCUGCAGAAUCUCAGGUAUCUUUACUUUGAGUACAACGAGAUCCGAGAGAUGGACCGGGGAACCUUGGACUCCAUGCCGUCCCUGCAGCUCCUGUUCCUAAACGCCAACCUCCUAAGAACUCUUCCUCUGGGUGUGUUUUCCGGUGUGAACCUGGCUCGCCUCAACCUGAGGAACAACCACCUGCUGCAACUCCCCAUGGAGGGCGUACUGGAGCACCUUACUGGCUUGGUGCAGGUGGACCUGCAGCAGAACCCGUGGGAGUGCAACUGUGAAGCGGCGCCCCUCAAGCGCUGGCUGGAGGGCCUUAGUGCCGUGGUGGUGAUGGGCGAGGUGGUGUGCCACUCCCCAGAAAAAAACAAAGGCGUGGACCUGCGCUCACUCUCCAUGGAGCUGCUGUGCCCAGAGUUGGAGCCCCAGGAGGACCGGGAGGUCACCACAGCCACGGCCGACGGAGGCGCACCGCUCGGCCACCCCGACCCGGAGCCCGGUCCCCUGAUCCCGCCCGGGAAGGAAUCCAUCCCGCUCUCGGUGCUGGUUCUCAGCCUUCUGGUUCUGUUCGUGUCUGCAUUUUUCGCCGGGGCGGCGCUCAUCGCAUACACCCUGCGGCGGCGGGACAAGCUGCCGUUCCGUCGCCAGGGUGAGGUGGACCUGGCCGGCAUCCAGAUGGAGUGCGGGAUCUUCACCGAGGGGACGCACCAUCACCACCAUCACCACCACCACCACCACGGUCUGGCUGAGACGCCACCCCAACAUAACCACGUCUACGACACCAUCUCGGUGGCCAAAAGCCCCGAGUCCGCGGAGCAGAAAAGGGGGGCGUCCGGCGGGUACCGCUCCACGGCCGAGAAAGACAGAGAAUGGACCCUCCGGGUGACCUCGUCCCCCAUCAGCACCGUGGCCGGGGCCGUGGGACCGCUCGCACCCGGCCUCCACGAGAACGGCAUCCUGUGCCCCACUGUGAUAGACAGCCAGGGCCCCACACCCAAGGUAGAACUGGUGGACUGCCUCUUCAGACUCCCCACCCCGGAGUUCCAGGACCUGCGAGACAGGUACACCAGGCCGCCGCCUUGCUACCCUCACCCGCAGGACGCCCAGCUGCAGGACGGCGCCUCCUCUGCCGGGCCCCAGACGCACGUGGUCACCGCAGCCUCCUCCGCAGGCGAGCAGGGCAGCGAGCCGGGCACUCGGCUGAUGACCACGCCGGACUACAUGGAGGUAUUAGACCGCUCCUACCAGUUUUAGCUGCCCACCCCUUUUCUGGAGCUCCUGUACAGAGGCUGGCGAGGGAACCCGUGGGGGGAGACCGCACUUCCUGGAUAACAAGCUGGGUCACUUUUGUGUCCCGUAUACUACUCGUAUCGGCAAGGAUUACCGGUUUCCCGGAUCUCCGCCUGGAGGGAUGACUCGGGCUGCACUUUGGUUGCGGAGGCGUCGAACACCGGCGGCGGCACUUCGCAACAUCAAAAGCGGGAGAGUCGAGGAAAAAACAACAACAACUAAAAGUGCCUUAGCAACGAGCAGCCAGCAAGUGUGGCCAAUGCUUAUUUUUCUAAUGAAUACAGAUCUAUUUAUCUAAACUACUACAGGAUGGAUGGGAUGACCAACCGGAGUGGAGGAGGAGGAGGAGAAUCCCAAAAAAAUACAAUUGGAGUUGUUUAUAUUUUAUGUCAUCCCGUUAAAUUUAUUUCCAGUUGAAUUAGGUAUUAGGCAGCAAAGUACGGCGCUGACGAUGUUAUUAUUGUGAUUAUUAUUAUUGUGUGAAUGCUGAAGAGCUCACUGAGGAAAUCUUGGGAGCUACUUUUCCACAUUCACAAAAUUCCCACAUUGUUCAUCAUUCCACGUUGUCUGCAGCAAAAUUUUACAAAUUUAAUUCAUCCUUCCAGCCAUGAUUCUCGACCAAUUCAAACCAAAUCCAUCGUCAAAAUGUUCAACUCAUUCAGGAGAUCUUAGGAGUUUAUUUUUCCCGUUCCAAAAUUUGCCACUUUGCCACAAAUUCCACAUUUUCCAUGGCAAAAUCCCCAAAUUAAUGGAGGAACCUUCCACAUUUCUCCAUGUAUUCACACCCUUCCAACGUCAACAUUUUCAGCUCCUUCAGGACAUCUUGAGAACUAAUUUCGUAUUGCAAAAUUUCCCACAUUUCCCACAAAAUUCCAGGUUACAUUUUAGAAAUUGACCUUACCUUGACACAUUUCUCACCCAAUUUAAACCAUUAAAACGUCAAAUUGUUUAGCUCAUUUAGGACAUCUUGGGAACUAUUUUCACAUUCCAAAAUUCCCACUUUUCCCCAGAAUUCCAUAUUUUCCAUGAUAAAAUUCUCAAAUCAAUGGAGACAUUUUACAUUUUUCUACUCCUUCCACAUUUCUCAACCAAUUCAAAACAUUCCAGUGUCAACGUGUUACGUCUUCGGAACUAUUUUUCCACAUUCCCCAAAUAACCACAUUUUCCAUGAUUCCAUUUUCCAUAUAUAUAUAUAUAUAUAUAUAUAUAUAUAGUAACAAAUGCAGACAUUUUACAAUUGUACCUAAUCCAUCCAUAUUUCUUGACCGCUUCAAACCAUUCCAACUUCAAAAUACCAAUUGCCAAUUCAGGCCAGCUUGUGAAAUAUUCUUGACAUUCCCUAAAAAUUCCCACUUUUCACCAGAAUUCCACAUUUUCCAUGGCAAAAUUCUCAAGUGAAUGGAGACGUUCCAUGAAUGUUCCUAGUCCUUCUACAUUUCUCAGUCGAUUCAAACCAUUCCAGCGUCAAACUGCUCAGGUCAUUCAGGACAUAAUCGCUUUAUCUCCAGUACUUGAGUCGCUAUUUUGCCACAUGUUAGCAUACCAACUGCUAGCAUGUUAGCGUUUGAUAAUUUCUCAUCAAAAAUAGUCGCUGAAUAAAGAGAUGGAUUAGGAAGGAAGGGUUAGUAUUUUUUUUUCUCCAACAUCUCCACAUUCCCCAAAUUUUUAAAUGUUCUACAGCCUUUCAGUUCACCAUCGGCUCUUUAGCAUUCACACGGCAUUUUGUUGAUAGACAUGGCAUUUUAUUUGUGAGUACUUCAGUUGUGUUUGACUGUUGGCCUGCGAUGGAAGGACACUGCGGUGGUGGAUUCAUUUGGGCUCUCUUCAAGAACCUCGGCUCCAUGUUUUCAUUGAAUUUUCUUUUCUUCUCCAAUAUGGACCAAAAGCAGAACUUUUUUUUUUUUUAACAAAAAGACAAAAAAAAAAAAAAAAAAGGACAAAACCUAUCAAGUAGUGAUGAUUAUCUUUUACCAAGGUACCUUUUUACGUGCUCAUCUCCUACAAAUAGUAGAGGCAGUUGUGAAUAUAUUUAUUCUUUGUUUUUUUUUUGGGGUUGUUGUAAGGGAUCAUGUUACUAUCUUGACUGUAUAGUAUGAUUCUGCAUCUGCUUCAGACGCCUUCUUCUUCUUCUUCUUCUUCUUCUUCUUCUGCUUCCCGCCGACCCGACAAGUACAAUAAAGGGUGCUACGUGA